UCUUUUUCCAUCUCCCUUUCGCUUUUGGUCGUGCUUCUUCUGCUUGGUUUCAAUCCAGAAUUAGGGUUUAUUUCACUUUCAUCUGUGUUCUGCUUGGUGCCUUUCCGCAUAGAUUUUGUAAUAGGGACCGUUGUUAUGGUUCUAUGAAACUGUCCGUUCUCAAGAGGGCUAAGUUGAGGAAUAAGGUCGAUCUAACACUUUCACUGGAUGGCAAUUGCUUUUGUUCGCGCUCUUCAAAGAGCUUCAUCUCUUCUCAAACCCUCUUCUCCACUUAUUGUUUCUGUGAGGUCACUUCCUCAAGUCCAAGAAUUCUUUUAUUCAUCACCCAUAAGCUUGCUGCCCACCAUCUCAACAAAUCCAAUCCUGAUAUAUAGAAACUUUAGCCAUGGUGCAGUGAACUUAGUUAUAUCAGAAGGGAAACCCAAGUUUGAAACACGUGAAGUUGAUCCUCCUAAAAAAUAUAAAUGGUUGAGUAAAAAGAGGCUGAAGCUGAAAAGGAAAAAGGAAAGAGAGGAAAGGAGAGCGGCUAACAAGAGGGACCCUCGUCGGCUUACCGUCAAAGGGAAGAAGAGAAAAUUUGCUAAUGCGGAGGAAAGAAUAAAGUGCAAGCUUGAAAAGGCCAAGAUUAAAGAAGCCUUGCUGAUCGAGAGACUGAAACGGUACGAGGUUCCUAAAGUUCAUGGGCCUGAGGUUCAGCCGCAUGAACUAACAGGCGAAGAACGGUUUUACAUGAAGAAAAUGGCUCAGAAAAGGUCUAAUUAUGUACCGAUUGGCAGAAGAGGAGUGUUUGGUGGCGUUAUUCUUAAUAUGCAUAUGCACUGGAAGAAGCAUGAAACUGUUAAGGUUAUAUGCAAGAAUUGUAAGCCAGGCCAAGUGCAACAGUAUGCGGAUGAGCUUGCUAGACUGAGUGGUGGUAUCCCAAUUAAAAUAAUCGGCGAUGACAUUAUCAUAUUUUAUAGAGGCAAAAACUAUGUUCAGCCGGAAGUUAUGUCACCAAUAGAUACACUGUCAAAGAAAAGGGCAUUUGAAAAAUCAAAAUACCAACAGUCACUGGAAUCAGUGAGACGCUUCAUCGCCAUUGCAGAGAAAGAACUUGAACUCUACUACAGGCAUGUUGCCCUAUAUGGCGACCCGAAUAAUAGAAAUCCUCUCUCGAUCUUGGAUGCUUCCUCAAAGGAGUACAACAAAGAAUCACAGAAACCCAAAAUCAGAAAAGAGGAGAAUCACCGUGACGAUGAGCAUUCUCUGAGAUUUUCAGACACCGAAGUUGAUUCUGCAGAUGAAUAUGGUUAUGAAGAUGAAGAGCUCUCUGCAUUAAACGGAAAAAAAGGGUUGCCCGAGAGAGAGAUGGAUUCUGGAAAUAUUGGUUUAUAUUGAUGGUCCUACACCGAAAAGGAACUGCCCUUUUAAGUGUUAAGUCAACGCUGGAACACCCCAAUCUCCAUGAGUUCACAUUCUUUACUCUCUUGGAAUAAAACUGUGAAACUGGUCUGCUACUUGGAUUGAGUUCACAAAAGCCGUUGGGAUCAGUCAGAGGAGAUGGUUGGAUAAUGUUAAAAUUGUGAGUGUUGCCAUUUCUGAAGGGACUAAAUGGGAGAAGACAUUCUCAGAGGAUUUCUUGUGUGGCCGAGUUUUCUGGUAUCAGGAGACAGUUUCUGGGACUGAGGUCCAGGAUUGUGUUACUGAUGGUGAAAAUAACUUUCAUUUGGGUCGGUAGAUAAGUUACCGAGAUAUAUGAUAUGUAAUGAACAAUAUCAAUAAGCUCAUGUAAGCUAAAGUCAUGGACUAACCGAUCUGAAGCAAUGAUCAGAUUCCAUGGCAUGGAAUUCUCCUUGCGUAGUACUUGUACGCAUUUUCAUUAUU
Tarenaya hassleriana is the source of this 1863-nucleotide messenger RNA. RefSeq lists its product as uncharacterized. Lineage: Eukaryota; Viridiplantae; Streptophyta; Magnoliopsida; Brassicales; Cleomaceae. Bases 208 to 1377 code for a protein of 389 amino acids. The record is from RefSeq and is a predicted model, not a curated record. Gene Ontology annotation, molecular function: RNA binding. The transcript is spliced from 5 exons.